GGUAAUAUUUUUUUCCUUUUUAUAAUUUUGCUUAAAGCGAUGAAAAGAGAUGUCUGGGACACUGUUUUGUAGUUGAAAUUUUUUUGGUAAUUUUUGAAAAAAUUUUGAAAUUUUUUUUGACUUUUCUGGCUGACAAUGAGCCCUGCCUGUUUAAUGGGCUAAUAAUUAAAUAAAAUUAAUUAAGCUUACCUUCCACUUAUUUUUUUAUUUUUAAAAUUCAAGCAUUUUCCCUCUAACCUCUCUUACCUAAUUUUCUAAUUUUACAACUUUAAUGCCCUCCGGGGAUUCCCUUUUUUCGCCACUUUUUAAAAACACUCGAGACAAAUUUAAAAUAUUAAAGAAAGAACAGGUUUUUUGUCUUCCCUAUUGUUAUUAUUAUUGGCCUAUUAAAAAUAAAUUUAAAAAUAAAUUUUUAAAUUUCUACAAAAUAUAUAUUUUUCAGUUUAAUUUAAAUGCAACAAUAUUCAUUGUUUAUUUUACCUUUUAUACUGGAUCAAAUUUCAACACAACUUUCCCCUAUAAUCAAACAAACAAUUAAAUUUGGAAAUGUUUCUUUAGUGAGGGAAAUUCGUUUUUCUGAAAACACAACAUUAGUAGAUGAUAUUAAAUUAUUGGACAGAAUUUUUGAACAAAAAAUAAUUAAAGAACAAUCAACUAAAAAGGAAGAAAAGAAAAUAAUAAUAAAACAAAAGAAGAGAUUAGUGAAGGAUAAAGGCCCUAGAGCAAGAAUUUUAUUAGUUGGAGAUCAUUCAUUGUUUGAAAAAUUUUUUGGAUUGUAUGGUGAAGAUGAAUAUGCUGCCUAUAAUGGUCUCAGUUUAUAUUUAAAUGGAAUAUUCAGUCAAUUAAAAUCUGUGUUUGAUAAUCAACUUUAUUUCUUUAAUAAAUUCUCUUUGAGAUUAGAAAUGGUUGGCAUGCCAAUGAUUAUUCUUCGCCCAAAAGAUUGCCCACUACGAGGGCCAUUACAAAAUUUUAUCAGUCAACAUUAUCUAGAUAAAAUAAACACAACAUUAAUUAAUUCUUCUGUUCCUUUAACAAACUCUUCUAUUCAAAUUCAACUGGAAAAACAACAAAAACAAAUGAAUUAUGUUUGGCGUUCGUUAGAUAGCUUAGUAGCAGUGCAGUGGGCAAGUAAGUGGGUUAAGCAAAAUGAACCCACAGGGAAUUUACCGAUUCAUGAACAUUUGAUGAUUAUAACAGCUUUGGAUUUACUUUCACAUCGAAAUGAUUCUUCUACUCAAGGAAUGGCUUAUGUUCGAGCAAUUUGUAGAGGUUAUGAUAGCGUUUCGAUUGUUGCAGCACAUGAAUUGGCUCAUAGUAUUGGAGCGUCUCAUGAUGGAUUUGGCGAAAGCGAAAAUUGUUCGGCUCGUCAAAAUUUUUUAAUGACUCCAGUCUCUGCUUCACACCCAUUCGAUGCUAAAUUUGGCGAUACUUUUGGAAAUGCAUUUAUUUUGAGUAAAUGUUCUCGACAACAAAUUGAAGAUUUUUUUAAUUCAUCAGAUUCUAAUUGUCUUUGGUCAGAAGAAGAAGAAAAAAAUUUAUUCUGGUCAAUGUUAGAAGAAGAAUUUCAAUCGUCUUUAAAUGCUUUAAAUAAAAAUGGAAGCAAUAUUUUAUUUGAUGAUGAAAAUUAUUUGUUGGAAGAGGAGAAACAAUUGAUGAAUAAUAAAAAUGGAAAAGAAGAGGAAAUUAAAUUUUUAAAAAUUUUACCGGGAGAACAAUUUAAUCCUUCUAGACAAUGCCAAAUAGCCUUUGGGCCUAGUUAUGAUUUCCUUUUGUUAACGUCUGAUUCCUGUCGUCGUCUAUGGUGUAAAGAUAGACGCCAAAGACGGUGGGGGCCCUGUGAGACUAAAGGAUUUUUACCUUUAAUGGAUGGAAGUAGUUGUGGAGAUCGAAAGUGGUGUAUAAGAGGACAAUGCCGGCCAAUGCCUGGAGUAUCAGAAGAGGGAAACAAGAACAGUAAUAAUGAGGAGAAUAAAAGUUCGGGUAAACAAUGAAAAACAUUAAUAAAAACAAAAUCAGA
This is a messenger RNA of Meloidogyne enterolobii, 2017 nucleotides long. NCBI's taxonomy places the organism in Eukaryota, Metazoa, Nematoda, Chromadorea, Rhabditida, Meloidogynidae. The record is from the annotation of a GenBank genome assembly.